UACUCGUUGGAGUUACUUGGUGAGACUUAUCAAAAUAAUCUCUUCCUCCCUCUCUUAAAACAAAACAAAAAAGAAAAGAAGAGAUUUUUUUAGACGGAAAAAAGAGAAAUUAAUAGACUUACCCAUUAAUGGCGACAUCUAUAAUCUCUUCAGUUUCGUCAUCAACUAUUACAUCUGAUAAUCUCGCAAACAUGGGUUCUUCCGUUUUCCCUAAAUCCUCUUUUCUUUGUGGUGAAAACAAUUUCUUAUCAGCUCAUUUAAAGCCCAGAAGAAGUAGUAGAGUUGCAGUUCGUAAAAUUAGGGCUUCUGCAUCUUCAAACUCUUUCAAUCAUAUCCCUAAAAAGUUUAGAGAGGAGAAUCUUAUAGAUGGAGUGAUGGAGAAUUAUAAAAGUGUUCCCCAAUCACUAUAUGGCCUUUCUCCUUCACAACUGGACAUGUUCAUGACAGAAGACAACGUUGCCAGCCGACAAUCAAAGAAAGUCACUGAGGAGAGCAUUUCUUCCACUAGGAACUACCUUGAUCAUGGAGGAAUGUGGAGUUCUUCAGGCAUGAGCGAUGGAGAUCAUUCUAGGUAUAGUAUGAGUAUGAGUGUAAGCAUGUACCGAGGUGGAUCCAGAGGCGGCAAUGGAAGACCCAGGAGUGCUCCUCCAGAUCUUCCUUCUUUACUUUUGGAUGCUCGAAUCUGUUACCUUGGCAUGCCUAUUGUUCCGUCAGUGACUGAGCUUCUUGUUGCUCAACUUAUGUGGUUGGAUUACGACAAUCCCUCCAAACCUAUCUAUUUGUAUAUAAAUUCGUCUGGGACACAGAAUGAGAAGAUGGAAACCGUUGGAUCUGAAACCGAAGCAUAUGCAAUUGCUGACACUAUGGCUUAUUGCAAAUCCAAGAUCUAUACUGUGAAUUGUGGUAUGGCUUAUGGUCAAGCAGCAAUGUUGCUAUCACUGGGAGCGAAGGGUUUCCGUGCUCUGCAACCAAAUUCCUCAACAAAACUUUAUAUGCCGAAAGUCAGUAGAUCAAGUGGAGCAGCUAUUGAUAUGUGGCUCAAGGCAAAAGAGUUGGAGGCAAAUACCGACUACUAUGUUGAGCUAUUAGCCAAAGGAACAGGGAAGACUAAGGAAGAAAUUUCCAAAGAUAUUCAGCGACCUAGAUAUUUUCAAUCACAAGAAGCCAUAGCAUAUGGACUUGGGGAUAAGAUAAUUGAUGGCAGAGAUGGUGUAUAUGAAAAACGGGAUUACGAAGGAAUGCUUGCUCAAUCGAAAGCUAUGCGAAGAAUUGGAGGUCCUGGAGCCCAACCAGCUCCUUCAGGAUCUAGGUAAACAAAAGUGUCAGUAGUAUCUUGAAUGUAACUUAAAAUAUUAGUCAUGUUCACUUAAAGUGCCAGGAGCUAGUUGAUGUACGCGUGAACGCCAAAUGUAACUUAAAACCUCCGCAGAGCUUAAUCUAAUUCCUCAGCAGAUCUGAUUGAGCUGAAAUUGAAUUUAAAGCCGCCUUAUAUUACUCGACUCUAUUUGGGAGUGUUGAUGGCGUUAAAUAAAAACAGAUCAAGAUGUG
Molecule: messenger RNA, 1548 nt
Organism: Papaver somniferum (opium poppy)
Lineage: Eukaryota; Viridiplantae; Streptophyta; Magnoliopsida; Ranunculales; Papaveraceae
Product: ATP-dependent Clp protease proteolytic subunit-related protein 1, chloroplastic-like
Exons: 9
Coding region: 129-1313 (394 amino acids)
Biological process (GO): protein quality control for misfolded or incompletely synthesized proteins
Cellular component (GO): endopeptidase Clp complex
Molecular function (GO): serine-type endopeptidase activity; ATPase binding; ATP-dependent peptidase activity
Source: RefSeq, a predicted model, not a curated record